CAUGGCUUCGCUGGGAAGGCAGGUUCCUGAAUGGCAUCGUCUAAUGGCCCUUUCCUGGGCCUGUUUGGCUAGGCAGACCUGUCAUUUCAGAAAAGAGAAAAAGAUGAGUCCUUCUUUGUUUUGUAAACUGACUACAGUACCCAGUAGAGGGAACUUUCAAGAGUUUUCCAGCGUUAGACCCAAAAAGUACAUGCAGGAACCAGAACACAGGACACGUCUUGUUCCGUGUCUUCAUGAGGAACAGAGGACAUGUAUGGGUUCUGAGUCCUUGGAGCUUGAAAGGGCCAUCAGUUCCCUCCAGGACAUGGGUUUUGCUGAAGCCCAUAUUGACAGCUUGCUCAAUAUACAACCAAGUGUCCAUCCUCAACAGUUGCUGGACAUAAUUUCAGAACUUCUACUCUUGGGGUUGAACCCAGAGCCUGUAUUUAUGGCCUUGAAGAAAAAUCCCCAGUUGCUGAAACUGUCUGCCACGCAAAUGAAGAGGCGUUCCAGUUACCUUCGGAAGCUCGGCCUUGGAGAAGGGAAACUGAAGCGGGUGCUUUCUGUUUGCCCUAAGGUUUUCACCAUGCGUCAGCAGGACAUUGAUAAUAUUGUAAAAGUCCUCAAGGAGAAGUGCUUGUUCACAGUACAGCACAUCACUGACAUUCUGCACAGAUGCCCAGCUGUUUUGCAGGAGGACCCCAGUGAGCUAGAAUACAAAUUCCAGUAUGCAUAUUUCAGGAUGGGACUGACACAUCUAGACAUCGUCAGGACCGAUUUCCUACAGUAUUCAAUAGCCAAGGUCAAGCAGAGACACAUUUACUUGGAGCGCCUUGGACGGUACCAAACCCCUGAUAAGAAGGGGCAGACACAGAUCCCUAAUCCCUCACUGAAGAACAUUCUCAGAGUUUCUGAAGCUGAGUUUUUGGCCAGGACAGCCUGUUCCUCUGCUGAGGAGUUUGAAGUUUUUAAAAAGCUCUUGGAUCAAGAGGAGGAGGAGUCUGAGAGCCAUAUGUCUGAGGAGGAGGAGGAGGAAGAGGAAGAAGAGGAGGAGGAGCUGCCGUGACAGAGCACUGGGAUGUCAGAGGUCAUUCUCAUGUUCCUGAAGCACUGGGGAGCUUCACCUGGAUCUUCUCAAGCACUUUUGAUCCCAACACUGUUUGAUAAAGGAAAAAACAAAAAAACAAAACAAAACAAAAAAAACCCCAGCCAACCUGCAGUGAUCUACUGGAGAUUCAGGUAAAUCCACCAAAGCAAAUGAGGGGCUUUUUGAGUUCUGUGGGGGGCCCUACUCCAUCCUAAAUAAAGGACUCAGCUGUCAAAA
Rattus norvegicus (Norway rat) is the source of this 1303-nucleotide messenger RNA. It is a transcript of the gene Mterf4, whose product is annotated as mitochondrial transcription termination factor 4. Bases 2 to 1045 code for a protein of 347 amino acids. Gene Ontology annotation, molecular function: RNA folding chaperone; rRNA binding; nucleic acid binding. Gene Ontology annotation, biological process: mitochondrial ribosome assembly; rRNA processing; RNA folding. The record is from RefSeq and is marked provisional. NCBI's taxonomy places the organism in Eukaryota, Metazoa, Chordata, Mammalia, Rodentia, Muridae. Gene Ontology annotation, cellular component: mitochondrion. The transcript is spliced from 4 exons.